AUGGCUUCCCUGCUGCUGCUGCUUCAUCUUUUGCCACCCACAGCUGGACGGAAGAGGAGGACCAAAAUAAGUCCAAGUGAUGCAGUGCACAACAUGGUGCACUUUCACAAGUGUGUGUUCUUUAGCACAGGGCCAUUGUUUGGGAGUAAUGAGCUUCCAGUAAGUCAUGCUGCAGCAUUGAUGAGAACCUGCAAGAAAGAGAGGGUAAACAACCAUACAUCCUCGCUGUUGGCCAAGUCCAGAACAGGAUUGACACCUUCUACAUCGCAGUUGACAAAUGGCUCAUCCCCUCAUUGCUCAACCACCAGCUCAUUGAGUGCUUUCGACAAACUUUUUAAAUCCCACUACGUGUUCAACUUGUCUUAUGAGGAGUCCCUGGUUCAUCUCUAUACUUUUGUGCAGACCACUGUAUUCAACAUCGAUGUAACCUCUACAGACGAGUCACCGCGUGUUCGAGCAGUGUGCAAAUGUGCUACAAUGGCACAGGCUACAGAUGAUGAAAUAUGCCAUCAUGCCAUCCGAUGGUUCUCCCUGGCCCAUGAUGGGUUUGGAGGCCGCCAGGAGAGGAUGGAGAAACAGCGGCAGGAACAGCAGCAGGAACAGGAAAGGAUGGAAAGACACCGACCGCCGCCAUGGCAGCGACCAAACUCCACUGCCUGUUCGACGGCGGAAGCCGCAGUCCAACAGCAAAUGUAACACUACCAGUAGUAACAACGAUUUAACUCCCUCCCUGCCCUCCAAAGACAAGCAUGUUUUUUUUGGUCUACAGCAUGUGGAGCUGUUUUUUAUGUUUAUGUA
Messenger RNA from Alosa alosa (allis shad), 798 nucleotides. RefSeq lists its product as uncharacterized. Lineage: Eukaryota; Metazoa; Chordata; Actinopteri; Clupeiformes; Clupeidae. The record is from RefSeq and is a predicted model, not a curated record. The coding region runs from base 1 to 696 and encodes 231 amino acids. The transcript has 4 exons.